Cladocopium goreaui is the source of this 1637-nucleotide messenger RNA. NCBI's taxonomy places the organism in Eukaryota, Dinophyceae, Suessiales, Symbiodiniaceae. The record is from the annotation of a GenBank genome assembly.
AUGAACUUCGCCUAUUUCGCUUGGCCGCUGGGGCGCCGCUUUUGUCGGCCCCUGGGCCGCACCUUGGGGAUCACCUUGGCCACCGGCGCCAGCGCCAUGCUGGCGCCGAAGCGUGGCUUCGUGCGGGCGGAUGACACGGAACUGACGGAGGAAGAGAGGAGGACUGUGGAACUCUUCAAGCAAUGCAGUGGCUCAGUGGUGCACAUCAACACUUUCGCCAACCAGAAAGCCCUGAUCCGUGGCACCUGGGGCCUUUCUGUGGAUCUACAAGAGAUUCCUCAGGGUACAGGGAGUGGCUUUCUUUGGGACAAGGAGCAUAUUGUCACAAACUACCACGUCAUCAAGGACGCUGAUCGAGCCACAGUUACCUUUGCAGACCAUUCUGUGCGUGAAGCACUACUGGUAGGUGCUGAACCUGACUGCGACCUGGCGGUGCUCAAAUGCAACGAUCGACCCAAAGUCCCAGCACUGGAGCCCGGGACUUCCAGCAAGCUGCAGGUUGGUCAGAAGGUCUUUGCCAUUGGAAAUCCAUUUGGUUUAGAUCAAACUCUAACCAACGGUAUCAUCAGUGGCUUGGGUCGCGAGAUGCGCGGCGUCACCGGACGCAUGAUGCGCGGUCUGGUGCAGACAGAUGCAGCCAUCAACCCUGGCAACAGCGGUGGACCGUUACUUGAUGCCCGGGGACGAUUCAUAGGUGUGAACACUAUGAUUGCGAGCCCCUCUGGUGCCUUCGCUGGAGUUGGCUUUGCCAUUCCAUCGGAUACGGUGAACCGAAUCGUGACACAAAUCAUCAAGUACGGCCACGCCAAGCAUGCUUGGAUGGGGAUCUACUUGAGCAUGGAUCAGUGGACAGAGAAACUUUCCAGAUCUCUGGAGCGACAGGGCAUGCCACGGAUCCAAGGGGCACUCGUGCUCAAUGUUGAGCCUGGCAGCCCUGCAGAGCUUGCAGGGCUGAGGCCUACCCUUCAAAGCCAACAGGGGAUCCUACUGGGCGAUGAGAUUCUGGCGGUGGAUGGGAAGGAGGUGAAAUCCUCUGAUGAUAUCGCGGCACUGGUGGAUGACAAAGGUAUUGGCGAGACGGUGGAGGUCACGUUUCUUCGCCGCCAGCGCCGUGUAGAGAAGCUGACCACCAAACUGACCCUGACGGAACGGCCGAAGCGGACGCACGUCGCAAGCACGGCGCGGAGCAACGACCCUGAGGGAGUUCCGGUCGCCAGGCCCAAACUCUAAGCCUCUGGUACCUGACAUUUUUAGGCAGAAAGCCUGAAAAGUCCCAUAGAAAUUGAUCAGAAUCCAGUUGCGAUGGCUGGGGGUUAAUCCAUAUCAAUCAUGUUGAGACAAGAAUGCAAAUGGAAUUCACUGUCCCUUUUGGGGCAGAGGAUCACCGCAGUGAAGAAACAUCUGGGAUAUACCACGGACAUAGCUUGAGAAUUUUUAAGAUAUUUAAAGAUAUCUUGAUUCAAUCGCAUACCUCAAAAUGCUCACCAGAGGGCCUCUGCAUUUCUCGAGUACAGUUGGAACUGCCCUCCGCAGGCCUCCCAUUCAGGCGCAGUGUCAUAGUUCUAGGAUGGUACAGUGUACAGCAAAAAUCAGCCGAAGACUUGUCCCACCAAAGACUCGGAGAAGAUCGCAGGAAA